CGCCGGGCGUCCCAAGCGCGCACUUGCUGGGAGCCGUUCUCGUAUCGCGCCCCAAGUCGAAACACCGGGUACCUCACGUAACUGACGAGGGACGUUAACUCGCCGCUACGAUAUCGCGCGUACACUCGCGAGGAUCUCGCGAGUUGCCGAUUGCCGCGAGAGAAGAGAUAAGAAAUAUCGGUGCAUUCAUAUUUUUCUCGAAAUAAGACACGCUUGUUGACAUUACGAAGAAGUGACAUCGCGCCUCUCUUCACUUGGGACACGUCUAGGAUGCAUCGCGAGGACAUAAUCUUUUACAAAAUUCUGACAUAGCUCUAGUACCAGGUCCUCUUGAUGAAAGAUCGCACCGGGGCUCCCUCGAAUCAACGCGAGAAGUGCUUUAACGGUUGUCCUUGCUGGACUCCCGAGGAACGGAGCGAGUGUCGUCUUGGGGUAAUUGGCAGUGACUGGAGGGACUCGACUGGUGAACCGAUAGAAUGCGAAUGCGAAUCUUAUAUUCGUGACAUCGAAUUUGUUAAUCGGAUAUCGGUGAUGCAGCUACAUGCUGGAAGGAGGAAGGGGAUGACUUUUAAUUUCCUACCGAGGAUGGUGGCGGUCUUUGUUUUCGCUUGCCUUCUACUGCAGAAUGGUCGGUCGACAUUCGCAGCGUUUACUACUGUUACCACCAUCCCUGAUCCCGAAUUUGUCGACGAAAUCGGAAAUAUUACAGUACCAGCGGGACGAAAUGUCAAACUGGCAUGCAGUGUAAAAGAUCUUGGAUCAUUUAAGGUGGCCUGGAUGCUUUUCGACAAGAGCGCUAUCCUGACGGUACAGAAUCACGUUAUUACCAGGAACCCCAGAAUAUCCGUGUCGCACGAUAAGCACAGGACCUGGUUCCUACAUAUCAACGACGUGCACGAGGAGGACAAGGGAAAGUACAUGUGCCAGAUUAACACUGCCGCCGCCAAAACGCAAUAUGGCUAUCUACACGUCGUAGUGCCGCCGAAUAUUGACGAUUCGCAGAGUUCAUCGGAUGCGAUCGUUCGCGAGGGCGCCAAUGUAAGUCUUACCUGCAAAGCGACCGGAAGUCCAACACCUAACAUUCGUUGGAAGCGAGACGACGGUUCCAAGAUCUCGAUCAACAAAACUUUAUCUGUGGCAGAAUGGGAGGGCGAAACGCUGGAAAUGGCGCGGAUUUCGAGAUUGGACAUGGGCGCGUAUUUAUGCAUCGCUAGCAACGGUAUACCACCAUCGGUUAGCAAGCAGAUCAAAGUGUCGGUCGAUUUCCCCCCUAUGCUCUGGAUACCGCACCAAUUGGUCGGCGCGCCCCUGGGUUACUCCGUUACGCUGGAAUGUUAUACCGAGGCUCAUCCGACUUCUUUGAAUUACUGGGCGAGGGAGGACGGCCUAAUGAUUCACGAGAGCGGUAAAUACAAGACUGUGUCGUUGCCGGACAGGCCAUCCUACAAGACGCACAUGACGCUUACGAUAUACGAUAUACAGAAAGAAGACUACGGUAGCUACAAGUGCAUCGCCAAGAAUCCACGUGGAGAAACCGACGGGACGAUUCGUCUGUACAUGUCCGCACCGCCAAGCACCAGUCCUAGCCCGUCUACCACAGAGGUCCCCAAAAAAGAUUGGGAAUUCAUGGCGGAGAUGAAUAACUCUGUUUACGGAAAUCCAAGUUCGCUGACAAUUCAAAAUGAGAAGAACAUCAAGACAGGUACCAAGUUCCAGUCGAAUCUAAACGAAAUUGGAAAAUCGGAGCAGAAGUCGUCUGAACUGGACAGAAAAAGAAAUUACAACUGGCCCCCUGAUAAAGAUUCAGCAACGGGCGUGAUGACGACCGUGACGCUAUUACUAAUUGCUCUGGCGGUAACGAUAAUUCGAUAAGCAAGACCCGAAAAGAAAAGAGAAAGCGAACGACGACCUCGUCAUUGACACGCCGCGCCGUCGGUGUUGGCUUCCCUAAUUAACGGACUCAAUUAAAAGGAGAAUAAAAGGAAGAAAAAAUUAGAACUCACGACAUGAAAGACAGACCACACUCACACACAAUACACGUGCGCACGUGCACGCAUAUACACACACACACACACACAAUUACACCGCGGUGACACAAAGACUGACUGGAGUAGUUAGCGUCCGUAUUAAAUGACGGAGAGUAAUUUACGCGUGCCAAGUUUAGUGUAGCGACGACAGUCCACGAGUGGCCAAGAAUUACAGGAGCACGAAUCCUCGCCGAUCUCCCCUUCACCGAUCGUGCGUUGUGUGACCCGAAGGGAUGAGGGACGAGACACACGCCUGGAGGUGGAACAACGAGAACGAGAGGAAAGGGUAUUAAACAAAGUGCAACGACUAUCGCUUUCAGUGUAAUAUAUUGUAUAACGCCGUAACAUAAUGACGCUAAUAACAAAUACCAGUGGUCUCGUCUCCGCGAGAGAGAGAGAAAGAGAGAGAGUCCGGAACGUGUGUGAGAGUGAGUCGUUAUGUUUUUUAACUAUAUUAUACGGGAGUAUUUUAAUCGCGCAACUGACAUUUCCGGAAUAUCAAAACGAAAUCGUUCGAGUUUAAUACUGAAUUAAAGUUUCACCGAGCCAACUAGUUCUCCAACAUUUUUUAAACUCACAUGCCCCUCUUGAAAUAGUUUUCUUCCCUCGUUCGUACGAUCGAUGCAUGAGGGUUCUCAAUUUCGUCAACAACGUAAAAACUCUUGAGUUCGAAGAUUCGUCAUGACGAUACGUAUAUCUCGAGGAGAAUCGUGAGUGUUUGUCACCAUUCGAGCAAAGUUAACUCUCCAUCGACAUCUGAAUGAGAGUCCACCGUAGUCACGCGUCUCAGUUUCGACUGCAUGCAUCCCUUAAACAUCAGCCAUUUCUUUCUUCUUUAAUUUGAAAUGCAUAAAAGUGCGAAAAAAGUGCGUGUAUUAUCUCGAGCAUCGAUUCCACUUCUUUAUUCCGUGGCAAACUUCCGCCAAGUACAUUUUAAAUUUCUCGCUUCUUUCCAUCCCGUUCCUACCCUUACCUCCUUAUGUACGAAAUCAUGGAUCCCAUCUGGAUACUUGAGAUUAAAACGUCAGAUUCGGUACGGAGAAAUUGCUCUCAUCUGGAGAGGCAGUCGAAGGAGGUACGGACAGCGAAGGGGGGAAAGAAGAAAAUGGAAAAUUUGCGGCGGAGAAAGAAACGCGGAUAUAUCGUAACAAGAAAUCGAAUACUACUUAGUUGCAAACGUUUUCGAAUCAAUCCGGCAUUACUCCGGUUUUCUGAGAAUAACGCAAUUCUUUCUUCACAUUAUAUGCAGGCACGUUGUCCUCAUUUUAUUUAAUUAUAAUUCCAACCACUCGCUUUGCGCGCAAUCAUAUAGGACCAGAAAAUGUCGAGGUUCGUCUUGAAUAGAAAAUAUUUAUUGAAUGUAUCGAAAGCACAGUUUUCGGCCUGUGAAUUAAUAAAUAGUCCUAAAUCUCGUUCAAUCGUUGUAAAAUCCAUUUUUGCUCGAAAUAUUACAUAUAUUUAUUUAUGGCCAAUUAUGGCAUUUUAUGCAAUAUUGCAAAAGGAAGUUUUCAUAUUUUACUAUCAACGUUAUCUAGCGGUGCUGUGGCAAUUUGUGAGUAGUGUAUGAAGAAAAUUUAUUUAUAUGCAAGCGCGAUCUACGUUUCUCGCCUUUGACGUGAUAAUUCUGGAUGACCGGAUGGCAGCGGCGAUCAGAAGCAUAUCAUUAAAGCAUUUUUUUUUAUUAUCGGUUAUCUUUUAUUCUUACGCGUGUUAACGAUAAGCGAUUUAUAUAAGCAGAAAGAAAUAUGCGCUUUAAGAAGUAACUUUUUACGUGCGAUACUAUACGCAGUAUAGUAAAACGUCGCAUAUAGCAAAACGUCAACGUGUGUUCAUUUCGUAAUCAGAUUCAUGAAUCGAUAUCAAAAAUUGUCCGGCUGACUGUCCAGACUCGACAGAAUCAACAGGAAAUAAUUGCAAUGUAAAUUACAUAUUUGCUUGAAAUAUCGGUUCCGUUUCACGCCGUUGCGUCGCGCGAUCGAUUUGUUUACGUGUUAAUUGAUCAAAUCGGGAUUUAUUCGUAGGCGGUCGCGGAGAGGCCGGCCCCGGCUGUGCCGGGUUUUAAGCGGACUUCUAACUACUUAGGAAUAUCCAUUAUUCAGCGUACAUCUUGUUUAAAGCAACAGGUUCGAGAGAGAGUCCCUGCACUCGGCGCGCAAAGGAGUUAAUGCCCGCCAUGGAUUAAAGAAGGGAACGGGUCGACUUAGGGAUUACGCAGACUUACUCUGAUGAGGUCUGUAAUCGUAUCAUUCGCGAGACUAGCGAUCUUAAAAGUCAUAAGCAUUUAACAUGAGGGGAUCACGCGUCUUUGCAGCAUCGCAGCGUUCGCAAUCUGUGGAGAUUACUCUGCAACGAAUUCAAAUCCCGAUCUGGUCAACGCUACGAACGAUUGUUUCUCCACUUGUCGGUUGAAGCGUAUUGAUCGCCGGGCAUUUUGAUUGAACGCACGAACGAUUGACCAAUAUUUCUCAUUAAAAAGCAUUUCCAUAGGCACAUUAUAAACAGUUUCUGUUUGGUGAAAAUAAAAUUGUGAAAAAAUUUAUUUAAAAAAGCAAUUAAACGCGAUAUAUUGCGUAGCAAUAUAUCGAUUGCAUUCGACGAUACGUCGAUGGUGCUUAAAUGAAUUUUUAGACCAAUACUGAUACUCGCCAUCAGAAUGAUGCAUAUAUAUCCUGAGUUUUUUUUAAUUAAUAUUAUUAAUUAUUACUCAUUUUGGUAAUUAUUCAGUUAUAUAUGUCAAGGUCAAGAUCAUUGGCGUUGAAUAAUUACUCUGACGUUCUUUAUCUUAGAAUGGUUUAAUCUAAUCAUACAAAGUUCUGUUUAUUAAUUUUAUAUAAUUUUGCAGAGAGAUAAAUACCAACGCUUUCCUUUCGCGAACACAAAGAUGAUUGAAUUCAUCUAUUAUCUUGAUGCAGGGAAUCUUUAUUACAACACUAAUAAGCACAGUCUGAUUAAAUAACGCUUAAAAGUUUUAUUACGCAAUAGCUUUAAUUGCUUAACACAAGCACACUCUGUAUUUUAUAUGAAAUUUAAUUUUAUGUGUGAAAUUCAAAAAUCCAGAAGAAUUAUUUUAAUAUCUCGAAUAGUUUCGUCUACUAAAAAUUCAGAAUUAAGCAACAAAGUAAAGAUCGUUCUUUCCGGGCACGCUUAAGAACUCCGAAGCUAUCCGCCUAUUGAGAAGCGAUCACUACCCAUAAUGCAAGUAGAAUCUAUAUUGCACAUGUGUAUGUACGCGUGUAUGUGAUUGUAUGUGAAACAACUGCAUGUGACUUCUUGUCUGUAAUAUCGGUGCGUAAUGCCAUUUUCCGUUAGCAUCGUAGUCGCGAUAGAGUUGAUUUUCAAUUCUUUUAAAUCUCAAUUUAGAUCCCAUGAAUUUAAUAAGAAUAAAAAAAAAUAUGCUGUCAGGCUCACGAAUCACAUGCGGAAUCAAUGAAAUUGAGAGACAGUAGAUUAGUCAAAGGUUAAAAAAAAAAAGAAAGAAAUAGUAUUCGAGAGUUACCUCUAAGCUCUUGCUAUAAUCAAACGAUUUUAAUGAAAUUUGUGAACGGCUAAGGGAAAAUGGUGACGCGGAUUAUUCGAAUUAUCGGUCUAAGGAUGCUCGAACGUUGACUCGUCAUUGGCGAAACCCUUGUAAAUAGAAGUACACCAGUGAUAAGAAUUGCACGUAGAGUAAGCUUUGCAGCCAGCGAUGAUAGUGUACGACGUGUCACGUACGCUACCGGCAUCAUUAAUCCGUUUUUCCGUUUCGCGAUUUUCCGCCUUUAAGUUCUUUCGCACUUUCGCCGUCGUCGUUUCUCACGCGCGGAGAAACGCGCAAGAAGGGUAAAUCUUAGCGAGAGAUAUUUUGACCGUAGCCUCUAAAGUAAAAAAAAAAAAAAGAAUGCGGAUCGACGUGUGUGAAGAAAAAGAAGAGAAGAAAAUUCGCCGUCUUAACGUUGUAAGUGCGUGAUGAGACGUAUUAAACGCGAAGAUAUAUAUGUAUACAUAACGCAAAUUAUAAAUAUGAAAAUACAAAUAUAUAAAUACAAAUAUACGAAUUACGGGGGACUAUAUUGGGUAUACAUAUAUAAAUAUAUAUAUGUUAUAUAAUAUAUAUAUUAUUAUAACAUUUAUGCUUUGCGACGUUGAUUUGAAUGUUGUUAUUUACAAGAAAACCAAAAGAAACGAGACAUUCUUAUGAAUAUGCUCGACAUAUGUAAUAAAAGAAGGGUUACGUAAGAACUCUA
This is a messenger RNA of Temnothorax curvispinosus, 6250 nucleotides long. Its product is annotated as lachesin-like. Bases 334 to 1872 code for a protein of 512 amino acids. The record is from RefSeq and is a predicted model, not a curated record. Gene Ontology annotation, cellular component: neuron projection. Lineage: Eukaryota; Metazoa; Arthropoda; Insecta; Hymenoptera; Formicidae. The transcript is spliced from 11 exons.